AGCAAGCAAGGCAGCAGGCAGCGCCAAGGCCGGCGGCCGCCCGAUCCCGAGGCAGCCCUUCCGGCGAGCCCAGGGCACGAGCCCCCCGGCCCAGCUGCAACACGGCGGCGGAUGGCAGCGCGCCCCAGGCGCAUCGCGUCACCCGCAUGGAUUACCUGGGCCGCAGCUUCGCUUUUCGCGACGUUUACUUGCGUCCUGGCCGAAGAAGAGUGCCUGAACUCUCGCAUCCUGUGCUACGACUGCAACUCGGAACAGGAGCCCCGCUGCCGAGACCCGUUCAACCACAGCGAGGAGAGCCUGCCCACGCUGAGGGAGUGCCAGGGAUGCUGCGUCAAGAUCGUCAAGAGGCACGGAAAGCAGGACCAGGAGGUGCGGCGGACGUGCACCGAGCGGCUGCAGAUCAACAUGUUUCUAGUGGACCACGUGUGCAUGUACGAAUCCGGCGGCGGCGGCCACAUGUGUUUCUGUGAGAGUGACGCCUGCAACUCGGCCCCCACGCCCACGAACAGCGCCGCAUCCUCACUCGUCCUGCUGCUGAUGCUGUUGCUGGCGGCCUUGCAGAGGCUGAUGACGUCUGCCGCACCGCCGCCCUUCGUCUCACCUUCCACGUCGACCGCGGAGGCCCGUGCGAGGCUGAGGACUUCCUAGGCCUCACUGUGUCGACUGGUCCUCGCUGCACGAGGUGAUAACCGGCCACAACCACCACCACCACCACCGCCGUACCAGCGCGGAGUCGAGUAUGAGAGAGAGAGUGAUAGUGACAGAGGUGGCUUGCACCGUCCACUAUUGUUGUAGACGCCUGGGACAGCCUCGCGCCAGUGUGUGCGCAUGCGCACACCUUUAGGCAUGCGCCGACUUGAGGGCUGGCACGGUGAAACUUCGGGCCCCGGUCUGCAGGUUCAGCGCGGCCUUGGUGUGUGCCACCUGAGCACCAGCCUGGCCACGUGGCUACGGCCACAUGCGCAGGCGUGGCGGCAGCAACUUCAAGCCGACUACGUCCAGUCAGAUACGCGUUCCGACAAGUACCAGAUGUCGUUCUAACUUAUCCAGUAUGAGGUGUUCUCGCCGAGAGCCUUGGAGCGGCGAGGUAGCUGAUCAAUCUCGGAGCGUUGUAAUCCUUCUUCUAUUCUUACUUUUCGCUCGGAAAUGUCUGAACCAGAUGAGAUUUGCUGUUUGACACUUUGCUACUUUGAAGAGCGUAACGGUGUUUCCCACAUCGAAGGCUCCUCGAGGCGGGCGCGCGAAAUUCUAAAAAAAAGAAAAAAUAGCUUCGUAUUCUUCGUCGUCGCGAACUACGGGGAAAUGAUUAGCGAUUUUUGGCACUGAAAGAAAAAAAAUAGAAAAAAUAAAACCCCGUGGUUUGUAUACGCCACGAGAAGCGAAUGCGUAGAGCAGUGUGACAAGUAUUUGCUAGCAUCUCCGCAGAAGCCUAAGAGAGAUGCCGCUGUCGUUCUCUCGGGCAUUACUUUGUGGGUUCACAAAAAGGAAAAAAAAAGCAAAAACAAAACAAAAAACAAAAUGGUGCUGCCAUGUUUAUGUGACACUUCCUUUCGCAGCAUGCCCGCUGAUGUGAUGCGAGGAAGUCUAAGCGUGAUACACCGUUACGCUCUUGUAUAUCUUUAUGUUUACUAGGGCUGCAACACAAGUGACUACUCUUGCGGAUGAUUUUCAAUUUUAUCGACUAUAAUAAGCGGAGAGCGAUUUAAAGCUUGUUUCUGAAUUGGUGUACGACCUAGGUCCACCGCUCCAUCCAGUAACGGAAUGAUUUCAGAGUUAUCCCCAAAUUUACGUUAUGUGUUAUGACAGUAUGGAUUCAUGAUUGACCUUGAUAAGUAGAAUUAGCUCCUUCUUUUUCUGUCACGUGAUCGCCGGAAGAGUGGCCGAUAUGUAUAUGUUGGCUGUAGGAUGCGAAUGGUAGUCGUUUUCUGGUUGGAACUCCGUUCGAUAAUGUACGAGAACGCAGACAAAAAGAAUGUUUCUUUGAAGUAGCUGGCUGCAUGGAAAAGGUACAUAGAUGUAUUAAUCGCGUACCAAUGGUUAAAAAAAGCACGUGAAGAUAAAGUUUAAAUACAGCAGUGAUAUAUUCACGCGCGCUAUAGUUAAUCGACAACGUUUUUUGUCUUGUACAGUGAUCCUAAACUUAUCUUUCGUGUUUGUGUUUACGAAUCUCCGGAAUAGCUGUUAAUUUAACAAGACCUAUUCUUAGAUCAAAAAGAAGGGGGAAAAAAAGAGAGUCAUAUUACAUUACGUCCCCUAAUUGCAAUCAUGACAGCGUGAAAAAUGAUUUUUUUCUUCUUUUAUAUAGAAAUGAGCUCGUGGCUACUGCUAAAACGAGCUGUACCACCUAGGCAAAUACGUUGCCAGCGCCGUUUGAACGCGUUCUCAAAUAUAGAGAUACCUUUUUGCUCUAAGCUUGGAAUAGAGAAAUGGACCGCUGUUCUCAAGACUCCUUGCUGGGCCAUGUUGUAUACCAUUUAACCGCGAUACUUUGCUCUAGUUCGGAAUUUCAACUAACUUGAAUAAUGUACUGUUAUAACCAAGAGGUUGUAUCUGGUUGUACCCGGAAGAGGGUGGGGGCCUCGUUGUACAUGUUAGCUCAGAUCGCGCGGCUUAUUCAUUCCAGGAAAUGCCACCAGGGUGCGCCAGAAAUGAAAUCUAUACUUCGGAUAGCGCCGUCAUAGAUGAAGUUACGACAGAUCCUGCAGGAUAAGCUAUUUAAACGCAGGCCAACUUACCGAUAAAACUAUACCGCUACCUCGCCCCGAUACUCAUGUGUGUUGUCCUCAUCUGGCCCCCGCCUUGCGCUGUACCACCGGCCGCGCCUCCAUCGAAAAAAAAAGGAAUUUACGCGAAGUGAGUCUGUUGUGCUGAUGUCCUCAUCAAAGAGUACGUCCAUAGUUACCCAGAAGCACCGGUUGAGUGGAUCGGCCACUUUCUUGUAGUCGUCAUCGUAAUUUGCCUCGUCGGCAUUCUGUUCGUUUUGUGGGUCCUUCGCGUUUCACGGCAUAGCCCGUUCGGUCAGCCAGUCGAUACCGAAGUGGCCAAUCCUUGUUUUACAGGAAACACGGAACUGCGUCCGAUGUCUUGCCAGAGGAUCGCUGUCAACAUGUAAUCUGUAUGGAGCGCUGUCUGACCAUUAGCGAUGAUGGCCUCUCCACGUUCCACAGAUACCUUUAAAAGAAGUUCCAUAGAAGGUGAUGGAAAAUCAACAGAAGUUCAGCAGAAAAUUGUUCAAAAGUAAACACCCUGCCCCAUCUUAAUCUGUUGUGUGAAAACUGCGGGUGAUAGAACACAACUUAAGCAAAAUUUUUCAUCUGGAUUCUUUGUAUAAUACGAGGCAAUCAAGCAAGAAAAGAAAAA
This is a messenger RNA of Dermacentor albipictus, 3360 nucleotides long. RefSeq names its product protein quiver (gene qvr). Gene Ontology annotation, biological process: sleep; positive regulation of voltage-gated potassium channel activity; regulation of synaptic transmission, cholinergic. The record is from RefSeq and is a predicted model, not a curated record. NCBI's taxonomy places the organism in Eukaryota, Metazoa, Arthropoda, Arachnida, Ixodida, Ixodidae.